Molecule: messenger RNA, 2951 nt
Organism: Amoebophrya sp. A25
Lineage: Eukaryota; Dinophyceae; Syndiniales; Amoebophryaceae
Source: the annotation of a GenBank genome assembly
AUGGAGCCUGAUUACAGACUCAUGCCGACGUACGUUUCCAUCACCUAUCGAUGUCCGCGUGAGGGAAUAGCCCAAGGACAGUUCAUCGAAGGAGUAGUGCGGGUAAGGCCAGACUACGUGUCGGAAAACGUUGGCAGCAUCGUCGUCUGGCAGAAGUCGCAUGCCGGAGAGUACUUAAUCCCAGUCAGCCUGUUGGCUACGAAUAUCCGUUGAACCUACUCUCGUUUGAUUUUCAACCAUUGUCAAAAAUAGUUUGCGCGACGAGACAUAUGCUCUACGGAAUGACCAUCAAAAAGGCUGUGAUCGCCAAAACGGAUUUUUUCACUCUUUCAAAAUCUUGUCCCUUGUAGAUACCGCGAGGCGCGCAUACCGGUUUACGUUCGGUCAGUGGAGAUGGAGAUGUGGAAAGAGGGCGACCCUUUUCCAAGCAAGAACUACUCUCAGUUGGGCACGGAAGUUCCGAUGAAUAACCUGCGAGUGAACCAGCUUCCGGCAAGUGUUCCGCCUCAAUUUCACCGGUCCGACAGUAAUUGGAUCGGUAUGCAGCGCGAGAUCAAGUUUUCGCUCAAUAAAAAGGUCUGUCGAAACGCGGAAGUGCUGCCGAAGGACGGCAAAAGGCCAGAUAAGCGCGUUUACUCGAAGGCGAAAACGGCAACGGUUGGAGCCCAGCCGCGGGAGCGCGCGAGUGUCACUAUGGGCAAUGCGGGUCCAAAGAGCGCGAGUUUUCGAGCACAGUCAGAGAUGAAAACCUUCAACGAGAAGGGCGCGCAACAGCCGCAGACGUUUGGUGGCAGGCAGCAGCCUUUCUUCGGGGAUAAGGAUGGAGAUCAAGCGGAUGGUGGAGGUGAUGGUGAUCGGUCUUCAAACGCAGUGAACUCUUCAGGAGGAGGUCUUGGCAGACGGCCUGCGUCGGCACAUCCAGGGGCAGGAGUCGGCGGCUUGAUCCGCUCACGCUCGACACCGGGUAUCGCCAGACCUGUGCUGUUUGGGAAGGCUUUCGCAAUACCGACGCGGCAUUACGUACCAGACGCUGAGGAAAAGCCAGCAGAAGAAAAGAAGCCACCUAGUCGGGUCUCAGCAUGGCAAGGUGUGCCUUUGUUGCGGCUUGCGCCCAUGACCUCUUUAGAGCGGGAACGAAUGAAAGCCCGUAGAAACGACAGCUGCCUGGCGCGUGACCGCUUAAGAAAUCGAGGUGCAGCACAGCAGAGCGGGCAACAAUACUAUCCCCAUUAUGGCAUGAAUGCAGAUUAACAGCCACGGUUUUAGUUUUCUUCCUGCGCUUGUAGAAGUAAUUGUUUCUGACUUGAUUCUUUGAAACUGUUUUGUCUGCAUUGUGUGUGCACGAAAAGUUGUUAUGACGAUCUCUAAGUCAGAGCAGUUGGGUCAUCAGUAGAUCAGGACGCUGCUUCGGACGCGAACACGCAUCCGAGCAACCACGCGGAAACGUCUGAAGAGGAGCGACGACGGCAGGCCUUCGCAUGGAAGAAGGAUGUAGAUCACGAGGAGAUUCAACUGCGGAAGAUAUUGCCCGACACGUCGGGGCGCGUCUUGUACUACCCGGACAUGAAAAGAGUGGACCAGAUUAUCAAGGACAGCGACGCCUCGAUGUCGGAUACGGAGUUAGGUGGCAGUAAGGGAUCCUCCAAUCGGGACGGUCCGCAAGGCGGCCAUCGUCGGGAAUGGGGCUACGUGCCUCCGCACCCGGGAAACUUGAAAAAGAAACGUCCUAGCACCGCGGGCGCAGUUCCGACAAUACGUGCGCGGUCAGGGAGUGCAAGCCACCAAAAUUCGACAAACUCUCAACAUGGACCACUCGCGUUUUACAACGGAGACGAGGGUUCCUCCGGUGCAGAACUGGAUGGUGCAGAACUAGAUGGUGCUGUCGCUGAGCGUCAGACGAGAUCAUCUUCAUCAAGCAGGAGAUCGUCCUCACCUAUGAAAACAGGACAUCAAGAAGGUCUUCCUCCUCAAACAGGCGACGGCGUUGAUCCGCGGAAAAGCAGUUGGAAUAAAGAUUCGCCAACCAAGCUUUUGAUUCUGAACGACAAUAGCGUGGCCACUGCGUCCGAGGAAGCAUCGGCGGGACCAGAGGAGGUUUUUCUGUGUCCACCACCAAUGCACGGUGGUGGCGGAACGGGAGCGACGCGAAAAAACGUUCAGUUCCAUGUCACAGAUUCUCAAGAUAGACCACGCCUGUGAGAAAGGCAGACGCGCGUCAUGCGUUGCGCAUUAAGCAUUUUCACUCCCUCGUUCGACUAUGAGACUAUACUUCAUCUUCCCGCAAAUAAACAUCCAUCAUGUAAAUUUCCACACGUUAACCAAAAGAAUAAUCCCAUCCAUUUAUACGUUGACAGAGUACCACGAUAAGCAGAACUAUGAUUUUGAUGCAUAAAAUGCAUGUUGUCUUUGAUGACUUCGCGAUACAUUUUGAGCUCAUGCAUACCAUAAUUGGGAUACUCACUUGUACAAACAUCUUCUGUAAAUUGCGAGAAUGAACAAAACUAUCACCUGAUUUAUUAAUUCAGACAAAAAUAUUUAGUUCCUGAGAACAGCUAUGCAUACACUAUACUCAUAUCAUUUCAUACGCGUAAAACUCAGUUUUGGACACAUGUUACAUAGAUUGUAGUGAAGAGGUUGUGCAUCUUUUCUUUUUCGACGAGUCUAACUAUCUAUUUGAAGUAGUUGUCAUGCUAACGACAAAUUGGUUGUGUGUUUUUCCUUAAUGGACAUCGGACAAAAGUUUCUGCUUUCUGUCGUUUUUUCAGGGCGAUUAGAAAAAGUAUUAAUCUUUCAGUUGCACGAGACAUUCUGAGAGCAAGGUUUUGCGUCCUUGGUUUUGCGUGAAGUCAAGUCAAGUUUGAACAGAAACAGAGGCUAGAUAGAGUAAGCUUAUCUUGAGAGUUAAUGCACAGACAAAGUACAACCACAGUGCGACUUGGUAAGUACCUCAU